Cimex lectularius (bed bug) is the source of this 793-nucleotide messenger RNA. RefSeq lists its product as uncharacterized. Lineage: Eukaryota; Metazoa; Arthropoda; Insecta; Hemiptera; Cimicidae. The transcript is spliced from 4 exons. The record is from RefSeq and is a predicted model, not a curated record. The coding region runs from base 34 to 726 and encodes 230 amino acids.
GAACGAAGAAGGAGUACGACGACCGACUCAACAAUGAUAGUCUUAUACUUGGCGUACUUCACCUUGACUCUAGCCACCCUUGCAGCCGGCUCUACAAACGAAACACAAGAAGGAUUUCAGAUCUACUACGAUGCCGAUGGAAACCCCGUCCCUGAGCUGGAUGGAACCGAGAAUAAGUUAAAAACUGGAAUUAAGAGAUUCGGCUUCUUACCUUGUUCCUGCGAGGAUGAGUUCAACUGCGGCUGUUGUGUCAAUUUGAGAUUCAUUCGUUUCAAAAGAGCAAUGUGCUCCAAUUUAACAUUCGAUCCUAUGGAAUUUUCGAUACUAAUGAAAAUGGAUUUUGAUGGAGCGGUCAUUCUCAACAGGACGUUAUCAGCCAAGAAUCCUCCUCCGGCCUGUUUCGAUCAGCCCUACAUCCCGGGUGUAAGAUUCUGUGUAAAUCUAUUUGACAUUUACACGCCGGGAAGGAAUUUGCACAUGUGCAUAAAUUUUGAAGCGCGGUUCAUCAACUCUCCAAUUCUCGUGUUGGAAUUCGACUGCAUUCAAAUGGGAAACGACGGCUUUAUUCACGCCAAACCGUUUGAAUUUCCGCAAAGAAAUACAACAAUUGACAAAAUCGAAAACUUGUACAAUGAAGAGGAAAAUGUCGUCGACCUAACACAAUUUCAAAACAGCACGAAUAAUGGCUCGAAUUCAUCGACGGAUGCAAAUCAAGUCGUCAAUUGACCAUCUACUAGAUGUGGGAUGAAUGUAAAAUAAAUGACAACAAUAAUAAAUAUAAAUAAUAAUUGUA